AUGGUUCACGCCGACGCCUCAAAUUUCGCUUCUGACAUUACAAAAGAAGACGCCUAUGAGCAAGUCCUGCUCCAAGCUGAGGGUCUUCUGACCGAUCAAAGGAACUGGCUCAUCCUCGGGCCUUUCCAAGGGAAAGUGGCCUGCCAAACCAUCCUCUUCGGCCGCGGAGUCUGCGGUACGGCUGCAGAGACGCGAAAGACGCAGCUGGUGAAAGACGUUGAAUCGUUUCCGGGCCACAUUGCUUGUGAUGGCGACAGCAAGAGCGAGAUUGUCGUACCCAUCGUGGCCACAGCCAAAGACGGACAGGAAAAGGUGGUGGCUAUCAUUGAUAUCGACUGUGCCGAACUAGACUGCUUCGACGAGGUCGAUCAGAAGCAUUUGGAGGAGUUGGCAGCUCUGCUGGCUCGCAGCUGCGACUGGCUCGUGGUUCAGAUCCUAGAGCUGUACCUGUAG
Molecule: messenger RNA, 453 nt
Organism: Emericellopsis cladophorae
Lineage: Eukaryota; Fungi; Ascomycota; Sordariomycetes; Hypocreales; Bionectriaceae
Product: gaf protein
Exons: 4
Coding region: 1-453 (150 amino acids)
Cellular component (GO): cytosol
Molecular function (GO): L-methionine (R)-S-oxide reductase activity; protein binding
Source: RefSeq, a predicted model, not a curated record